Molecule: messenger RNA, 2088 nt
Organism: Dioscorea cayenensis subsp. rotundata (Guinea yam)
Lineage: Eukaryota; Viridiplantae; Streptophyta; Magnoliopsida; Dioscoreales; Dioscoreaceae
Product: phospholipase A1 PLIP2, chloroplastic-like
Exons: 5
Coding region: 1-1974 (657 amino acids)
Biological process (GO): lipid metabolic process
Molecular function (GO): glycerophospholipid phospholipase A1 activity
Source: RefSeq, a predicted model, not a curated record
AUGGAGGGAUUGAGGCUUCUUAGGGUGGUGCCGUCGGCUGUGGCACCGCCGGCGAAGGGUUCUCAGCAUGUGGCCGGUGCGCCAGCGCAUGUUUGCAAGGGUUUGGGGCUUCGUGCCGCUGGCGCCAGUGCGGUGGAGACGGUUCAGGCGACGGAGCCGGUGGUGGGCAGGAGGGAUGAGAAUAGGGCUUUGAAUAUACUAAAGGUGAUGCCUUUGUGGCCGGAGAGGAGGGAAGAGGAGAAGGAGGAGGAGGAGGAGGAGGAGGAGGAGAUGGGGGAUUUGUGUGUUGGGUGUGUGGUUGAGGAGGAGGAUGACAGCUGUGAUGUGGAUGAAAAGAAGGAGAAGGUGAAGAGGAUGGAAUUUGGUAGAGAUUCUUUUUCCAAGCUUUUGACGAGGGUUUCUCAGAAGGAAGCUCAGAUGUUUGAGAAAAUGUCUUAUUUGGGUAGCUUGGCAUACGACAUUGCCAAAAUCAAGUCUAAAAAUCUCCUUAGCUGCCGUGGAUUGCAAUUCAUCACCUCGUCACUGGAUAAAAAGGCAAAAUCUUUGAAUGCCGAGAUGGAGAAGAAUUCUGCUCAAGAUGUAGAACCAGAUGUUGACAAUAAUAGAUUCAAGGAGGAUGAGGAACAUAAAGGAAAUGAUUAUGAAAUAAGGACGGGUGACCUUUAUCAAGUUGCAGCUUCUGCAGCAUCUUCUCUGCUUGAGCAGAUAAGGGGAUUUAUUCCUGUUGGGAUUCCAAAGAAUGGGAAUGAUUCAUCUGAAACAAGUACGAGUAUGGAAGUUGCAUCCUUUGUUGCAACAGCAAGUUCAGUCACUGCCAUGGUCUCCGGGAAGGAGGAGAUGAGACAAGCUGUUGCAGAGAACCUAAAUAAGCCACAAUCUUCACCAUGUGAAUGGUUUGUAUGUGAUGAUGAUGCAAGUGAUACAAGAUAUUUUGUGAUUCAGGGCUCGGAGUCACUAUCUUCUUGGGUAACAAAUCUGCUAUUUGAGCCAAUUCAAUUUGAGGGUUUGGAUGUGCGUGUGCACAGGGGCAUCUAUGAGGCUGCCAAGGGGAUAUACGAACAAAUGCUGCCAGAAGUCCGAGCUCACCUUAAAUCCCGCGGCAAGUCUGCUACUUUCCGCUUCACCGGUCAUUCUCUUGGCGGGAGUCUCUCUCUUCUUAUAAAUCUCAUGUUGCUAAUUCGUGGAGAAGUGUCGGCCUCUUCCCUAUUGCCUGUCAUAACAUUUGGUGCGCCAUGCAUCAUGUGCGGAGGUGACUACUUGCUUCGAAAGCUAGGAUUGCCUCAAACGCAUGUCCAAGCAAUCACCAUGCACAGAGAUAUUGUUCCUCGAGCCUUCUCUUGUCACUACCCGGAUCAUGUCGCUCAGUUUCUCAAGGCUGUUAAUGCAAACUUCCGUGAUCAUCCCUGUCUUGAUAAUCAGAAACUAUUAUAUGCUCCAAUGGGGAAACUUUUAAUCCUACAACCGGAACAUGACUUCUCACCACACCAUCACCUACUUCCAGAAGGCAGUGGCCUCUACCUUUUAGGACAUGCUUUUUCUGAUAACGAUGAUUCAGAGAGACUGUUACGCUCUGCACAACUUGCAUUCCUUAAUUCUCCUCACCCUUUGGAGAUCCUCAUCGACCUCGGUGCCUAUGGUUCUCAAGGCACAGUCUAUAGGGACCAUGAUGUGGUUUCGUACUUGGAAUGUAUGAAUAGUUUAACAAGGAAAGAACAACGACGUAAUGUAUGGUGGCCUCUGGUUGUUUUUCCGAGCAGGCAACCUAAUGUCAUGCCCGGCCAUGUUGCAGCUAAAUCGAACAAUUUAAAUCCACAGAAUCAUCUUAAUUUCUUCGGUUUGCUCUAUGGAGGGCACCUUGCAGUGAAGUGUUUCGGAGGGCUGGUCGCUUCUCAGAGUUUGCACUUGUUUACCCUGCUCUUGCUCCCGGCAAAGAGGUUGCUCGCCGUUCUUUCGGUUACCAAUCACUUGGUUUAACUGUAUGAUUUCAGUUAUCAUUCUUUAUUCAUUGAUCUGAAUUGAAAAGAUCUGUGUCUCAAAGUGUAUUUAUGGUAUAAAAUGUACAAAAACAAACACAUUGUCAACAAAGUU